Penicillium brevicompactum is the source of this 927-nucleotide messenger RNA. RefSeq names its product enoyl-CoA hydratase/isomerase family protein. Gene Ontology annotation, molecular function: enoyl-CoA hydratase activity. The transcript has a single exon. Gene Ontology annotation, cellular component: mitochondrion. Gene Ontology annotation, biological process: fatty acid beta-oxidation. NCBI's taxonomy places the organism in Eukaryota, Fungi, Ascomycota, Eurotiomycetes, Eurotiales, Aspergillaceae. The record is from RefSeq and is a predicted model, not a curated record. Bases 1 to 927 code for a protein of 308 amino acids.
AUGCCGAAUUUCAAAAUCCAACCCCCAACCCCAGCCCACGCAACACUAAGCUACCCAUCUCCGCACGUCCUCCUCGUCACACUCUCCCGCCCCCGCGACCUAAACUGCAUCAACGCGCAAGGCCACGCAGACCUACACUCAGUCUGGGAAUGGCUAGAUGAAGAGCCAAGUCUACGAGUCGGAGUCCUCACAGGACAAGGACGGGCCUUUUGCGCAGGUGCCGAUCUAAAAGGUGAGACCUGGGACUCCGAGCUCGAUCGCAUGCACUCUCAUCCAGCAACUAACGUCAUGGUUAUAGAAUGGAACACGCGCGCCUCGUCUUCUAAAUCCACACCCAUGCCUAACAGUGGCUUUGGCGGUCUUGCGCGCCGCAAGGGUAAGAAGCCUGUUAUCUGCGCUGUGAAUGGGAUUUGUCUUGGUGGGGGCGCGGAAAUGAUUAUCAAUGCUGAUAUUGUGAUUGCGUGGACUGGGGCUGUUUUUGGAUUGCCGGAGGUUAAGAGGGGGGUUGUUGCGUUGGCGGGGGCUUUGCCGAGGCUUGUUCGGACGGUGGGCAAGCAGAGGGCUAUGGAGAUGGUUUUGACGGGGAGGAUGGUUGGUGCUGUGGAGGCUGAGAAGUGGGGGCUUGUGAAUACUUUGGUUGAUGCUGGGAAGGUGGAGAAGGGAGAGGCUGGACAGGCGGUUGUUUCGAAGGCUGUCGUUGCGAAGGCUUUGGAGGUCGCUGCGGAGAUUGCGGGGAAUAGUCCUGAUGCGGUGCUUGUUAGUCGGGAGGGAGUGAAGUUGGGGUGGGAGGGAGUCGGAGCUGAUGAGGCGACGUCUAUGUUGAGUGAGACUUGGGUGAAGAGGUUGUAUGAGGGGGAGAAUAUCAAGGAGGGUCUGACGGCUUUUGUGGAGAAGAGGAAGCCUGUCUGGGCUGAUAGUAAACUUUGA